GAAGUAAUUAACAAUAUUAAUAACGCACCCAAACCUUGUAUAUAUCGCGAGACAGUGAGAUCAUAUAAUAUGUUUCCUAUAAGUAUAAUUAAUAUGUUGUAACAGAGACACACAUGGUUGUUAUAAACAAAAAAAAAAAAAAGAGAGAGAGACACACACACAUGGUGAUGGAGGCAAAAAUGAAGAAGGAAGUGGAACUUUGUUCAAGUGAAGUGGAAAUGGCUUCUGAACACACUCCACAACCACAAAGGAAAAAGGGUGGUAUUGUUACCAUGCCUUUCAUCAUAGCAAAUGAAGCACUUGCAAGGGUGGCAACAAUUGGCCUUCUGCCAAACAUGAUACUGUAUUUGAUGGGGAGUUACAAGUUUCAUUUGGCCAAAGCAACACAAGUGCUUCUGUUAUCCUCCGCAACAAGCAAUCUAACACCACUCAUCGGUGCCUUCAUUGCUGAUUCCUGUCUCGGUCGAUUCCUCGCUGUUGGAUUGGGUUCCACCAUCACUUUCCUGGGAAUGGCACUCUUGUGGCUAACAGCUAUGUUCCCUCAGGCUAGGCCUCCUCCUUGCAACCCUUUAACCGAAAGAUGUAAACAAGCAACAUCUGGGCAAAUGACAAUGUUAAUCUCUUCCUUUGCUCUCAUGUCCAUCGGAAAUGGUGGCCUUUCAUGCUCCAUCGCAUUUGGUGCAGACCAGGUGAGCAGAAAAGAUAACCCCAACAAUCAAAGGGCCUUGGAAAUAUUCUUCAGCUGGUACUAUGCUUCUACAGCUGUUUCUGUCAUAAUUGCCCUCACAGUAAUAGUAUACAUCCAAGAUAAUCUUGGAUGGAAAGUGGGUUUUGGAGUUCCAGCAGCACUUAUGUUCUUGUCCAUUAUCUCCUUCUUUCUUGCUUCUCCACUUUAUGUAAAGAAUAAAGUACAAGGCAGCUUGAUCACUGGCUUUGCGCGAGUAAUAGUUGCGGCCUACAAGAACAGGAAACUUCCUUUACCACCAAGGAACUCAGUUGGAAUGUACCAUCGCAACAAGGACUCUGAUUUUGUUGUGCCAACUCAUAAACUAAGGUUUCUGAAUAAAGCUUGCAUCAUUAAAGAUCAAGAAAAAGAUGUAGCCUCUGAUGGAUCAGCCUCAAAUCCGUGGAGUUUGUGCACAAUAGAUCAAGUGGAAGAACUAAAAGCUGUUAUUAAAGUUAUUCCCUUGUGGUCUACGGGGAUCAUGGUGUCACUUAACAUUGGAGGCUCGUUUGGAAUACUGCAAGCUAAAUCCCUCAACAGACAUAUCACUCCACACUUUGAAUUUCCAGCGGGUUCUUUUGCCGUAGUCUUGGUACUUACAAUAUUUAUAUGGGUAGCUCUUUAUGAUCGUGUGAUUAUUCCUCUAGCAUCAAAACUAAGAGGCAAACCGGUUAGGAUCAGUGCCAAGACAAGAAUGGGAAUUGGGUUGGUUUUCUCUUUUCUCCACUUGGUAACUGCAGCAAUUGUUGAGGCUACAAGGCGAAGGAGAGCAAUUAGUGAGGGGCAUAUUGAUGACGGACAUGCAGUGUUGAAUAUGUCUGCAAUGUGGCUUGUUCCUCAACUUUGUUUGAAUGGCAUGGCUGAAGCAUUCAAUGCAAUUGGCCAAAAUGAGUUCUAUUACACUGAGUUUCCUAGAACUAUGUCAGGUAUCGCUUCUUCUCUUUUUGGACUUGGAAUGGCUGCAGGAAAUGUGUUAUCUAGUUUGGUAUUCAGCAUUGUGGAAAAGGUUACUUCAAGAGGAGGAAACGAAGGAUGGGUUUUAGAUAACAUUAACAAGGGUCGUUAUGACAAGUACUACUGGGUUCUUUCUGGUAUGAGUGCUCUUAAUAUACUGUAUUAUCUAGUAUGCAGUUGGGCUUAUGGACCCACAGUUGAUCAACUAGCUAAGGUGUCUCAUGAAAAUAGUUCAAACGAGAAAAAAUUAACUCAAUUGGGCAAUAUGAGCCAGCCUGACAAGGCAUCCCUUGUUAGUGAAGAAAUUGGCUCAAAUGAUAAAAGAGUUAACUAGAUUUUGCAAUGAAUGGGGAUCCUGUUGAAAAGGUAUUCAAGAUUAGUGAAAACAAUGACUCAAAGGAGGAAGAGAUGGCUGAAUUAUAGGUUUGCGAUGAAAAGGAAAAUGAUGGAUCCAUGCAGGAAGACCCGAUGAUGGCCUAGUUGAGAUGUUGAACUUUGUAGGGACAUACACUACUUGGAUAACCAUAUUUACAGUUUCAA
Molecule: messenger RNA, 2218 nt
Organism: Cajanus cajan (pigeon pea)
Lineage: Eukaryota; Viridiplantae; Streptophyta; Magnoliopsida; Fabales; Fabaceae
Product: protein NRT1/ PTR FAMILY 1.2
Biological process (GO): transmembrane transport
Cellular component (GO): membrane
Molecular function (GO): transmembrane transporter activity
Source: RefSeq, a predicted model, not a curated record